GCGCCUUCAGUCCAUCGAGGGUCUUCGUCAAAAUUGCAUCCCUCUGCCGACGGCGCGUCCUCCGGUUCGAAAGAGUGUCUCGAGUGUCUGGUAAACAUUUCUCGAGUUAACGAGGGGAAGUGAACGACGUGAGAAAGGGACAAAUAGCUCGACGAGAUCAUGUGGAGGGUUCUGAUCACCGGAUUUUGCACGAUCGCCGCCGCCGUUGCCCAGGAUUACGAGGUCUCGGACAUUCAGUGCAGCGGCGCGGGAUCGGCGGCCGAUCUUCUGACAGCGAAGAUCAAAAGGCCGGUCGGCUUCAGAGGCGCGCCGCUCUUCGCGGACGACAGAUCGGCGAAUCCGCUCGCCGACAUCCACUGCCAGAUCAGGCCGGACCCGAACGAUCCCCAAGAGGAUAACUACUUCCUGAAGGUGACUGACUUCUCCCGAUGCGGCAUCCUCAAGAGAAACGGAUUCAUCCACCUGCGAGUGUGGUUCCCCGCCUUUCCCGGCGUGGUGAUGCUCGCUGACCAGGAGUUGAUUCUGAUGUGUCGACCGCCCGAGCCGACGCUGCUGAGGCACAAGGCUGCCGGUUUCGCCGGCACUUUGGUUAAUCGUUUCAGUCCACACGGCGCCAGGGUGUCUGGGGUAGUGGAGGAGACGCCGGGCCGUCUCGAGUACGAGGUGGCUCUUUAUCGCGAGGCGACCGGCAACGUGUCCGAUAAUUCACAGACGGUCGAUCAGGCGGUGCCGAUCGGCACGAAGCUGCAGCUGCGCGCUCGCAUUAGCCCGGACAGCGCCUGGGGUUACAUCAAGCUGCUGGAAGUGACGGUCAGCCCCGACCCGGAUCAGCCCCACGCCCCCGGCAGCGUCGUACUCGUGAAGGACGGCUGCAGAAAUCGCGAUUUUGCGUCCAUCAUUCCACAUCAGCCGGCGAGGUACCGUGAGCGCAAGAACGAAGUCUUCCUCGACUUCGAGGCCUUCUUGCUGAGCUCGAUGAGGGAGCGUUCCACCCUCUGGAUCCAUUCGCAGAUUAAGGCGUGCAUGGAGCCGCAGGAUUGUCAACCGGAUUUCUGUCUCGAUCUUUUCGAACCUUCCGGACAUGAAAAAAGAAAGAGAGCCGUCGAGGCGAAUGUUGAGGUAUCAGGCGAGUUCCUUCCAAAGGUCGAGCGUUUGAUCAAGAGGUACAACGAUUCCACGCCAUACACAAAAUUCAAAGAAAACAUUGAGUAUACAGUCAUGAUGCCCGAUGACUUGUACGACAAAGUGACGGCCGGCCUCGAAGGUAGCUGCGGAAGUUUUCUCUACGUGGCGACGGGAUUGGGUGCCCUACUGGUGCUAUCGGCCUUUAUCAUGUGUUACUUGGCGUCGCGUCUUCACAACUUGUCCUCAACGGUGCAGCAGAACAAGUCCAUCGACGAGCUUGUCCGAGAUCGCACCAGGAAAUAUUGCGACACCACGCCCGGGUACACCGGUCGUUCGACGGUGCAAUAAAGCGACGGGCGAUCGAAAGAGAUGCAUAAAUCACUCUCGCGUCGAAUGCUCCUCGCGAGGUGUACAUUGUAUCAUACGAACGUUGCAACGUGGAUACGCGUAUCGUAUCGUAUAUAAUUAACGUAACGUUACCUCGAGACUAGAAUGUUUAUUUGCUAGGCUCGGAAGGAGGGCAAUGUCAUAUUUACGAGCUACUUGACUGCUCGCCUGAAAAACGCGAGAUACCUGUCCCACUUCAAUGAUGAUGUAUCUUAACGUUGCAUUAUUGAUAUAGUACGAUACGAUAGUCGCAUUGCGGUCUUAUCAAGAAGCGAUCUUUCAGCUACGAGAGAAAAAUAACAUUCAGACGAGCGAACGAUAUUGCCCACCGUGAAAUAAAAAUAAUUCUCGCGAAUAUGUCUGGUGGCAAACGAUUGUACUUCCCGUGUAAAAUAAAAUUAAUUUAGUUAACGAUGAACGAGAUGUGAAAAUAAAUGGAGAAUUUAUGAGUAGAAUUUAUCGGCGGAUUUGACGAUCUGCUGCGAUUUACAAUAUUGAUAAAGAGUAGACUACGUGACGUGGCCUCAGCAGGAGGCACUUUUCGAAAAAUUCUUCUAUACGAAUAUAUAAAAAGUUUCUAUAUCUUUUGUUUAAUUUUUCAUUUUAUGACUUUCCGAUUCUAG
Pogonomyrmex barbatus (red harvester ant) is the source of this 2135-nucleotide messenger RNA. RefSeq lists its product as uncharacterized. NCBI's taxonomy places the organism in Eukaryota, Metazoa, Arthropoda, Insecta, Hymenoptera, Formicidae. The record is from RefSeq and is a predicted model, not a curated record.